This is a messenger RNA of Argentina anserina (silverweed cinquefoil), 1021 nucleotides long. Its product is annotated as eukaryotic translation initiation factor 4E-2-like. The transcript has 7 exons. Gene Ontology annotation, molecular function: RNA 7-methylguanosine cap binding; translation initiation factor activity. Bases 1 to 807 code for a protein of 268 amino acids. Gene Ontology annotation, cellular component: eukaryotic translation initiation factor 4F complex. NCBI's taxonomy places the organism in Eukaryota, Viridiplantae, Streptophyta, Magnoliopsida, Rosales, Rosaceae. The record is from RefSeq and is a predicted model, not a curated record. Gene Ontology annotation, biological process: translational initiation.
AUGGUAAGUUUCUCCAGUCUUGGAGGCUCUUCCCGGCUGGCCAAGGAAAGGGCCGAGGCUUUCCUCCGUAAAAACCCGAAACUCCCUUACACGGCGGCGACAUCGGUAGCUCAGGUGCUCGGUUUUCCUUACAAUAUCAUCCCGGAGCUCCCCGCCGUCCUCCGCUACCUCCGCAAGCUUUGGAGCUUGCCGGGCUGGCUCUGUUCCUUGAUACUGAAGAAGAAGCAGGUGACCAAGCGGGCGGCGGCGGAGAUCUUCACGCGCAGCCUGAUCACUCUGGGUCCGAAGGAGACGGCGUCGGCCCACUCGUGGACAUUCUGGGUCGGUAGGUCGGCCACUCCCGGCUCAAUUUGCCCGGUCUACACCUUCACUACCGUGGAGGGCUUCUGGAGUUUCUACAACAACAUGUGCCAGCCUAGCCAGUUGACUCCUGGUUUUGAUUUUUAUUUCUUCAAAGAUAAUAUAGAGCCCAAGUGGGAAGGGGAGGAAUCUGUUCAUGCUGAGGGAGGGAAAUGGACUCUAAGUUUCUCCAGAGGGGAAUCUAACUUUCCCUGGCAACAGACGUUGCAAGCACUGGUCAAUGAACAGUUUCAUCAUCGGCAUGAUGUAUGUGGAGCGGUUGUCAAUAUUAGAGAUGAGCAAGAAAAAAUCUCUCUUUGGACCAAGAAUGCAGCAAAUGAGAAUGCUCAGCUGAGCAUUGGCAAACAAUGGAAGGGAUUUUUGGAUAUCAAGGAAACUAUAGGGUACACAGUACAUGUUGGUGCUAAUGAAGAGGAUAGCAGUGCCGAGAAUAUUUACACUGUCUGAUCAUAGUCUGAUCAUAGUAAUUUGAUAGAAAGAAACUCUUUAGCUCAUAACCAAACCCUGCACUUGUUACUACAGGGUACUAUAGGGUAUAUGCUUACAUAACUAUGAUAGGUGACACAAGUACUGAGAUCAAUUAACCCUGCACUUGUUUGCUUAUAUGACUGAUAUGUGAGACAAGUACUGAGAUCAAAUAGGGUAUGUUUACCCGGUGAGA